AAGGUGUCGCCUGUUAAUGUGAAUGCGUUAUUUUGAGUGUAAUUCAGUCAUCAUAACGUAGCCUUUGAAUGACAUUAUGAAAUGAUGUGUGACUAUUAUGAUUAGUACCGAGAUAGUGAGGUGACAUGUCGAAAGGUUUGAGUGCUCUGCGGUUGUCUCAUCUAAAAUCGCUGAAAUUGAAAGUUAAAGGCAAGUGUUUCUCUGUCGCGUGUUUGGGCGAAGGAUCUAUUCGGAAAUUCAUUUCAGAGAACACAGAAAUUGUUGCUCAUCAAAACCUGACGCCGGAGAUCAAACUCAGACUUUUCACCCCAAACUGUAGAUUUUGGUAUGAAAGAGCAGAACUUUGGCCCUUUGAAGACCCAUACUGGGCCAUAUACUGGCCAGGAGGGCAAGCGCUUUCGAGGUAUCUCCUGGAUCAUCCGAGAAUAUGUUUGGGGAAGUCCGUCUUGGAUCUGGGAAGCGGCUGCGGAGCUUCGGCCAUCGCUGCGAAAUUGUGUGGUGCCCAUCGAGUAGUUGCUAACGACAUUGACUCCGUUGCCACGCUUGCAACCUGCAUGAACUUUGAGCUCAACGGUCUGGAGUCCCCAGUUAUUGUGACAGAUAACCUGAUUGGUUCAGAUCCUGGCAACUUUGACCUGGUCCUUCUCGGUGACAUGUUCUAUGACAACGCCCUCUCCUGCAACCUUCACACUUGGUUGGAACGCCGCAUCAAAAGUCACAACAGUCAAGUUCUGAUCGGAGAUCCUGGCAGAGCCCAGUUUGACGAGCACGGCAUUCAAAGGUCCCUGCAGAAGUUGGCCCAGUUUGAGCUGCCCGAGCCUGUACGAGAGGAGAACUACGGUCUGACCCGGAGCAGUGUUUGGUGCUACAGGAACGAACUUUAAAACGAAGCUGCAUCAAAAGAUUACAUUUGUGACUUUAUUGAUUUUUAAUUGGUUUUGAUCGCGAUUGGAAGAAAGCAUUGUUGUUGUGGUUAUAGUCUGCCAUGGUGGAGAACUGCACCCACUAUACCAAAUGUAGAACUACAUAAGAGGGAAAAUGGCGUCUUCAUGAGGUGCACUUGUGUUGCGAUUUGAGAACUUCUCACAUAGUACACCUUUAAGUUAUAGUACAAACGGGAGUGAGACUUUUUAGUCCCCAUUUGUGGGACGACAGGAUUUGGUAUUGAUCUCAUGGGAAGUUAAUACCAGGCCAGUAUCGCUGAUACGGAAAUUAAAUAACAUUGAUACAUCAUGA
Molecule: messenger RNA, 1236 nt
Organism: Phycodurus eques (leafy seadragon)
Lineage: Eukaryota; Metazoa; Chordata; Actinopteri; Syngnathiformes; Syngnathidae
Gene: etfbkmt
Product: electron transfer flavoprotein subunit beta lysine methyltransferase
Exons: 3
Coding region: 126-884 (252 amino acids)
Biological process (GO): peptidyl-lysine trimethylation
Cellular component (GO): mitochondrial matrix
Molecular function (GO): protein-lysine N-methyltransferase activity
Source: RefSeq, a predicted model, not a curated record